AUGUCCGAGUUAGCAGUAAAUGCUCUCGAGCAACUUCCAUCAGAAAUAUUCGUUGAAAUCUUUCGUUUCAUCGAUAGUUAUCAUCUGCAUAAGGCGUUUUAUGGUCUUAAUCGUCGUUUUUCGUCUUUGGUGCGAGCUUACGGCAUGCGAUAUUUGGAUUUAGCCGAAUUAGACAUGAAACAAUGUCGAACGAUGCUUUCCGAUACCGAUUGUUCCGAGGUGAGAACAUUGAAAUUAUCGAAUAAGUACACCACGGAUCAAAUCGAUCAGAUUCUAUGCAAAGACUCUUAUCCAUUGAUUAAAUUCCAAUCGUUGUAUUCAUUAUCACUUGAGUCAAUUGGUUUGUUCACUCUUCAUUCGAUUAUUGAUGAUAUGAUUUAUUUAAAUCAUCUUCAAGUGUUAAUCAUACAUUUUCGUUCGAAUUUAUGUGAAGAAAAACUUAUCGAUACCUAUCGAUGGCUUCUCAAUCGUUAUUCUUUACAGAUGAAAUCGCUGAAAGUUUUAUAUCUCUAUACAUCAGAGAGUAGCACGUCAGUUCUCGAAAAUCAAUACAUUUCGACAGUAAAAUCGUCUUCGAUAAAUCCAAAUACAUCUCUGAAAUAUUUAGUUUUAAAUCAGAUACCAAUCCAAGAUAUUGAAUCUAUUCUAAUCCGUUUUCCUAAUCUUUCUCAAUUAGGUGCGCUUGUUCGAUUGGAUCCCAACAUAGCUGAUUAUCCUUCAGCGUCGAGUUUGAAAUGUUGUUAUCUCUAUAUAUUCGAUUCGGACUUCUUUUCCGUUGUUAACUUAUUCCGACAAUGUCCAAAUUUAGAACAAUUAACGAUCGAUUUUGAUCUUAUUGAUGUCGAUGCAUUGGAUGGCGAGGAAUGGCAAAAUCUACUUGAGAGUUACUUGCCAAAGUUAAAACAAUUUAAAUUAUAUAUGAGUCUGGUUUCGGGAACAUUGAAUGAAAUUGAAGAACUGAUUCAAGUAACUUUUUCUCAAAAUAAAUUUUGGAUAGAGAAAAAAGCGUUGAUUGACGUAAAAAAACCCAACACAUCUGCUGGUGUAGAAAUGGAAAUUGGUGUUACAAUUGAAUUCUUGAUAUAA
Molecule: messenger RNA, 1086 nt
Organism: Adineta ricciae
Lineage: Eukaryota; Metazoa; Rotifera; Eurotatoria; Adinetida; Adinetidae
Source: the annotation of a GenBank genome assembly